AUGGAGGGCAGAGAACCUCCCCCGCGACAAUCCGGCAUCCGAGCGUUCAUGGCAGCCGCUCCAAAGGCUGAGCUGCACGUCCACCUGGAAGGCUGCCUGUACCCAGAAUUAAUCCAUCGGCUUUCCAUACGGAAUGAAGUACAUGUAGACCUGGACAAUGGAGAAACUUCCGCUGGACAUGACAAGGCCCUGGAGAUGUUUUUCGACCGAUAUUUCAAAGGCAUGCAGGUUUUGAUCACGGAGCACGACUUCUACGAGGUCGUGCGUGAUUACGUAGACAAGGUCGCAGAGCAGAACGUCAUGCAUGUUGAAAUGUUCUUCGACCCUCAGGCGCAUCUCGAGAGAGGAAUCGAAUUCAAAACCAUCAUCGCCGGUGUUCAAAGGGCAGCGAGUUAUGCACGCACAGCACACGACAUGAGCUUCUCACUAAUCAUGUGCUUCCUCCGCGAGAAGUCGGUGGAAUCCGCUAUGCGUGUCCUCCAAGACGCUGCACCAUUUAGAAAUAUCAUCACGGGAGUUGGUCUGGACGGGGAUCCGACACAAAGCCUGCCACGGCAAUUCAAAGACGUAUUCCAGAAGGCAAGAGAGAUGGGCUUUAACACUACUGCGCACUGCGAUAUAAUGCCUUCCGAUGGCAUCGAGCAGAUACGGCAAUCGGUAGAAGAUUUGAAGGUAGAUCGGCUCGACCAUGCAUCGUGCAUUUUCGAUGACGAGUCUUUGACGGUCCUGGUCAGAGACAAGGAACUUGGGAUAACAUGUUGCCCGAGGACGAACGUCUUGCUGCAUCAGGAUACUGGAGCAGGCACAAUACGUCUUAUGCUGGCGAAAGGCUUGAAAUGCAGCGUUCACUCAGACGAUCCAGGACAUUUUGAAGCAUAUAUCAAUGACAAUCUGCAGGCACUGUCAGAUGAGGGGCUCGAGCUCGAGGACAUGGAUCGAUUAGUCCGCAACUCUAUCGAAUCUUCCUGGGCAUCUUCAGAACGCAAACGUGCAAUGUUACAUGCUCUCGACUCAUGUAAGCUACAGGACGUGGUGCGAAGAUCUUGA
Messenger RNA from Zasmidium cellare ATCC 36951, 1047 nucleotides. RefSeq lists its product as uncharacterized. Gene Ontology annotation, molecular function: adenine deaminase activity. Lineage: Eukaryota; Fungi; Ascomycota; Dothideomycetes; Mycosphaerellales; Mycosphaerellaceae. Gene Ontology annotation, biological process: hypoxanthine salvage; adenine catabolic process. The record is from RefSeq and is a predicted model, not a curated record. The transcript has a single exon. Bases 1 to 1047 code for a protein of 348 amino acids. Gene Ontology annotation, cellular component: cytosol.